UCGUUCGUUACGAAACGAAAGUCGGAAUGAUGAUUUUUAAAAGUUUUGCCAAAUGUCUGAUCUCGGAUCGUGCCUGUGUUCAGUUCGGGGUUUCAGCAUGCAUACGGAAUUCGUCCUCCAAACCCGACCAACGGCAGGCUGAGUUGAUGGCAAGGAGUUUGCCCAAACGGAUGCCUCUGCCGGGAGUGAAGCACAUAGUCGUCGUUUCCUCUGGAAAGGGUGGAGUGGGCAAAACGACUACCGCCGUCAACCUGGCCGUCAUGCUGGCCAAACGCGGCAAGGACGUGGGACUGCUCGACGGAGACAUCUUUGGGCCGUCGGUGCCGCGGAUGAUGAAUCUGGCCGAGGUCCCGAGGGUUGAUGAGCGAAACAUGAUGAUUCCGCUAAUGAACUAUAAUGUGAAAUGCCUGUCCAUGGGUCUACUGGUAGAAUCUGGACCGGUUGUUUGGCGAGGACCCCUGGUCAUGUCGGCUAUACAGCGACUGCUGAAGGGUGCUGUGUGGGGCCCGCUGGAUGUACUGAUCGUGGACACACCACCCGGAACGGGCGAUGUCCACCUGUCGCUCAGUCAAAACGUGCCGAUCGAUGGAGUGGUGCUCGUCAGUUCUCCACAGGCGGCUGCUCUUGAUAUCACCAAAAAGGGUGCGGAAAUGUAUCGCGCUCUUCAGGUGCAAAUUAUUGGCAUGGUGGAAAACAUGAGCCACGUGGUAUGCGACAAAUGUGAACAUCGCAUCGAGUUCGCCGACAACCUAAUUGAGAAAUACACACAAGAGCUGGGCGUUGACAUUCUUGCGCGUGUACCGAUCGAAAAGGACGUCAUGCAGUGCUCCGAUAGAGGAACGCCGGUUUGCCUGAAGUACCCCAAUUCACAACUAGCUCACUCAUACGAUAGCCUGGCCACAAAGGUACUAGAAUUCCUGGCGAAUAAAACG
Molecule: messenger RNA, 932 nt
Organism: Anopheles bellator
Lineage: Eukaryota; Metazoa; Arthropoda; Insecta; Diptera; Culicidae
Gene: Nubpl
Product: iron-sulfur protein NUBPL
Exons: 2
Biological process (GO): mitochondrial respiratory chain complex I assembly; iron-sulfur cluster assembly
Cellular component (GO): mitochondrion
Molecular function (GO): ATP-dependent FeS chaperone activity; 4 iron, 4 sulfur cluster binding; ATP binding
Source: RefSeq, a predicted model, not a curated record